This is a messenger RNA of Lodderomyces theae, 777 nucleotides long. RefSeq names its product 60S ribosomal protein eL8 (gene RPL8B). NCBI's taxonomy places the organism in Eukaryota, Fungi, Ascomycota, Pichiomycetes, Serinales, Debaryomycetaceae. Gene Ontology annotation, biological process: ribosome biogenesis. Bases 1 to 777 code for a protein of 258 amino acids. The transcript has a single exon. The record is from RefSeq and is a predicted model, not a curated record. Gene Ontology annotation, cellular component: ribonucleoprotein complex.
AUGGCUCCAAAAGGAAAGAAGGUGGCACCAUCCCCAUUUGCUGCCAAGUCAAGCAAAUCUGCCGAAUCCAAGAACCCAUUGCUCGAAUCCACUCCAAAGAACUUUGGUAUCGGUCAAUCCAUCCAACCAAAGAGAAACUUGUCCAGAUUUGUCAAAUGGCCAGAAUACGUUAGAUUACAAAGACAAAAGAAGAUCUUGUCCCUCAGAUUGAAGGUCCCUCCAUCUAUUGCCCAAUUCAACCAAACCUUGGACAAGAACACUGCUGCUCAAGCUUUUAAAUUGUUCAACAAGUACAGACCAGAAACCGCUGCUGAAAAGAAGGAAAGAUUGACCAAGGAAGCUGCAGCUGUUGCUGAAGGUAAGUCCGCUAAGGAUGCCUCACCAAAGCCAGUUGUCGUCAAGUAUGGUUUGAACCACGUUGUUUCUCUUGUUGAGAACAAGAAGGCUAAGUUGGUUCUUAUUGCCAAUGACGUUGACCCAAUUGAAUUGGUUGUUUUCUUGCCAGCUUUAUGUAAGAAGAUGGGUGUUCCUUACGCUAUUGUCAAAGGUAAGGCUAGAUUGGGAACCUUGGUUCACAAAAAGACCUCAUCUGUCGCUGCCUUGACUGAGGUUUCCUCUGCUGAUGAAGGUGAAUUGUCAAAAUUGAUUUCAACUAUUGAUGCCAACUACUUGCAAAAAUACGAAGAAAACAAGAAACACUGGGGUGGUGGUAUCAUGGGUUCUAAGGCUAAUGACAAAUUGGCCAAGAAGGCCAAGGCUGCUGCUGCUGCUGCUUAA